AUGGGGGGGGUUGGGGUUGGGGGGUGUGGGGAUGGGGGGUGGUUGGGAGUUGAUUGGUAUGGUAGGGAAUUAGUGGGUAGAUGUUUUGAGAGGGGUGAUUUGGUUGUGGGGUUGGGUUGGGGUGUGGGUUGUGUUUGUGGUGGGGUUUGGGAUGGAGGGUGGGUGGAGUGGUGGGGAGGGGGGGUUGGGUAUGUUGUGGUAUGGUGUUUGGGGUGGGGGGGGGUUGGGGGGGGGGUUGGGGGGGUGGUUGGUGGGGGGGGGUGGGGUGGGUGGGUGGGGGGUUUUGUGGUUUGGUUUGUGGUGAGUGGGUUGGGGGGGUUGGUGGGUGGUGGGGGUUUGUUGGGGGGGUGGGGGGGGGGGGGGUUGGGGGGGGUGGGGGUGGGGGGGGGGGGGGGGGGGGGUUGGUGUUGUUUUUGGGGUGGUGUGGGGGGUUGGUUGUUGGGUGGUUGGGUUGGGGGGGGGGGGGGGGGGGGUGGGGGGGGGGUGGGGGGGGGGGGGGGGGUGUGGGUGGGGGGGGGUGGUGGGGGUGGGGGGGGUGGGGGGGGGUUGGGGGGGGGGGGGGGUUGUGGGUGGGGGGGGGGGGGGGGUGUGGGUGUGGGGGGGGGGGGGGGGUGGGUGGGUGGGGGUGUGGGGGGUGGGGGGUGGGGGGGUUGGGUGGGGUGGUGGGGGGGGUUGGGGGGGGGUUGGGUGGGGGGGGUGGGGGUGGGUGGGGGGGGGUUGUGUUGGGGGGGGGUGUUGUGGUUGGGGGGGUGGGGGGGUUUUGUUUUGUUUGUGGUGGUUGUGUGUGUGUUUGGGGGUGUGUGUGUGUGUGUGUGGGGUGUGUGUGUGUUUGUGUGUGUGUGUGUGUUGUGGGGGGGGGGGGGGGGGGUGGUUGGUGGGGGGGGGGUGUGUGGGGUGGGGUGGGGGGGUUUGGGUUGGUUUGGUUGUACAGUUGGUGGGGGGGGGGGGGGGGGGUUGGUGUGGGGGGGGGUUGGGGGGGGUUUGGUAGAGUGGUGUAUAGUGGUGGUGUGGGGGGUGUUUGGUUGGGGGGGGGGGGGGGGGGGGGGGGUGGGGGGGGGGGUGGGGGGGGUUGGGGGUGGGGGGUGUUGGUGGGUGGGUUUGGGUGUGGGUAAGAGGUUUGGGGUUUGGUGGGUGGGGGUAGGAUGUGAGGGGGGUUGUAGUGAGGGUUUAUGGGGGAUUAAUAGGGGUUGGGGUAAAGAUGGGUGUAUUUUGUGUUUGGGGGGGGGAUGUAUUGUUUUGGGGGGGGUUUUGUGGGUUUGGUUGGGUAUGGGUUGGGGGGUGUUUGGUUUGGUGGGGGGUAUUGGGGGUUUUGUGGGUGUUUGGGGUGUGGUUUUGUUGUUUGGGGUUUUUGGUUUUGUGGGUGGGUGUGGGUGUGUUUGGGUAUGGGUGAUGUGGGAUGAGGGUAGUGGUUGGGUUGGGGGGGUUGGUGUUUUUUGGGUGGGUUGUUGUUUUUUGUGGUUGGGUGGUGUGGGGUUGGUGGGGGGGGGGUUGGUUAUUGUUGGUUGUUUUUGUGUGGUAUUUGGGGGGGGUUUAUAUGGGUUUGUUUGUAGGGGGGUUUUUGUUUGGGGGUGUGUGGUGUUGGGUGUGGUUUUUGAUGAGUUUUUGGAGUGGGGGGAGUGGAGUGGGGGGGGGGGGUUAGAUAGGGUGGUGGUUUUGGUUUUAUGUUUGUGGGGGUUGGAGGGGGUGGGGGAGUAUGAAGAGAUAGUGAAUAUAUUAGAGGGUUUGUUGGGGGUGGGGGUUUUGGGGGGUGGGUGGUUUAAGAUAAGGGAUGUUGUGUGUGUUUGGGGAGGGUGGGGGGAUUUGGGGGGGGGGGAUGGUGUUUGGGUGUUUUGGUUUAGGAGGAUUGUUUUUUGUGGUGGGUGUAGGGUUGUUAGUGUGGAGGGGGGAUUUUUUGGAAAUAUUAUUGGAUUGGGGGGUGGUCACUAUGGGGGAUGGAUGGUUAAGGAGUGUUUUGUGGAUGUAGUUUUUUAUUUUGGGUUUUUGGUGGUUGGUGGGGAGGUGGGGGGGGUUUUUUUUGUUUUGGUGUGUGGGGGGGGAAAUUGUGGGGGUGGAGUUUGGGUGGGGGGGGAUUUGAUUUUUUUUGUUGUGAGGAGGGUUGGGUGUGGGGAGGGGGGAAUAGAGGGUGUUUGGUGGAGUGGGGGAUUUGUUUAUGGGAUAGGGGUAAGUAAGAGGGUGGAGAUCAUGGGGGUGGUUAUGGUUUUUGGUGGGGGGGUGGUAUUUUUAGGUUGGUGGGUAUAUGUGGUUGGGGGGGUAUAUGGGGGGGGGGGGGGGAUAUGUUGGGAGUAUGCGCAGUUGAAUGGGGUAAAUUGA
Molecule: messenger RNA, 2310 nt
Organism: Knipowitschia caucasica
Lineage: Eukaryota; Metazoa; Chordata; Actinopteri; Gobiiformes; Gobiidae
Source: the annotation of a GenBank genome assembly